Messenger RNA from Pseudo-nitzschia multistriata, 4619 nucleotides. Lineage: Eukaryota; Bacillariophyta; Bacillariophyceae; Bacillariales; Bacillariaceae. The record is from the annotation of a GenBank genome assembly.
AAUAACUGGAACGAUGCUGCCGCGCUCGGCUGCUGUUGCAUCGUUAGGUGCGCUGCUGUGUUUACAACUAAUAUACGACGCAAUGGGCCAACAGUCAGAAACAGAACGAUUGAUGCUCUUGGGUGAGAAGGGACAUGUAUAUGAACGAUACGACAGGGACGACAAGACGCCUGUGAGUUUCAUUAUUUUAUUUUUGAUUUGUUUCUAUUCACUGUACCGGUGAUUGUUGGUCGUGAUUGACUGCUUAGUUACGUUCGUUCUCCUGGCAGUUCUUAGUUUCACGUUCGGGGGUCACAACCGACUGACUGCCCAUCGAGGGACAACAUUCAUCUCACAAUUCACGUAUUSCUUUUUCGAUAAUCCUCUACUCCUUGCUGACACAAUGCGGAAUAUGUCGUGAAAUGCAAUCAUUCGUUGUUCAUCCGUUGAUAGUAUUCCUCCGUCUCGUCUCCGAACACGGGGCACUCGUCUGUUCGAGGACGUAGGCGAAGCGGUAGCAGCAGUAACAAAAUAAAAAACAACAGUAGAAAUAGUAAUGCAAUGCGGACUGACAACAUAACUAGACAGAUUCCUGCAGGUCAGGGUCGUCUUCGCCGACACUUGACGACAGAGGAAACAACGUGCCGACUGUGGAAGGUGGAAAUUAGAUACGAAGAGUACGAAGAAUCACACUGGGAGUGCGAGUUCACCAACCCGGACCUCCUGGAGGCCACGCAAGCCCAGACAAGGGAUCACCACAUAAUUGGUACUAAUCACUUCGAUGUGGAUGCAUUCCUGGACGAACAGGGUGCAGAGAGCGGAACUACCACGCUCAUUUUGUCCACGGGAGUGGAAUUGGCCAUGACGGAGUCCGAGAACCAGGAGCUGCACCUCGGCAGGAACCAGGUCGUGGCCAUGGAGGACAAUGCGAUCGAGGUCACCGAGAACRACGACCUCAUGGUGCGGCGGGGUCUCGCUGAUUCGAUCGGGAACCUGCGAACCCUUGUGGUUCGUGUCAGCGCCAGCGAUACAGAGCCUCCUUCCGCAGAAAAGCUAUACGAUGACAUGUUUGGCGAUGAGUACUGCUUGAARUCGCAAUACAAACGGUGCUCCUUCGAUAAAYUGAACAUUACCGAAUAUCUUCCCGACGAAGAGGUCACGGUUCCCGUUGCAGAAGGCGUUGCUGGGGGCAUUGUGGACGUCCAAAUCAACAUUAACGCCGWGGAAUCAUCCUCUUACAAUUUACAGCGCCUAGCCAACAGUGCCGCGCGGGAUCUUUUUGGUGUCAGCMYGUGGAGCGGAGGCCUCAACGGUAUCUUUGACCUGGUCCUCUUUGUAAGUGAAGAGUAAUUUUAUUCGAGAGCAGACUUUUUUUGUCUUGAUUCCCUGGAAUGGCUAGUAUAGUGUUGUGUGGGUCCUCUAGACACGCCCCUCGCCAUAUCUCACCUUGCCAUUUUCUCCACAUCAAUAAUCAAUCCUGUKCCUAUUUCUUUCGUUACUUUGUACGCUGCCAAURUUGUGAUGACCUAUUGUAGUGUCUCCCUCCGGGAUCUGGAUCCUGGGUUGCCUACGCAUACCUCAAUCGAUGGGACUCGUAUUACAAUGGUCCAUACUGCGGUUCGCUGUCCGCAACAUUGCAUGGUAAGUUGAAGCAGCAAGUUCCACUAGAACUGACUGGAAUGGGAAGAAACUAAACUUUCGAAGCGCUCCAUUGUGUUGUUCGAGCAGUACUGCUCUGUCCUUUUCUGUGRCCUUUUCGCCGAAGCAAAACAUUAUCAUAUACUUGAAUGCAAUCUCAAUUUCUUUUCAUCUUCUCUUUCUGCAGAGGUCGGGCACAAUCUAAAUCUUGAGCAUUCRGGCGUUUAUUAUGGUGACGCGAUUACUCAGGACUACGGUGAUGCAUCUGGAAUGGUACGUUGCGUUAUCUUUURAGAUGCACCAAAAGGAAAAUCAUUUGCGGACAGUGUUGUCUCAUACCCUACUGCCGUUUCAUCUCCUUUUAAAUUUGCUUCCAUAUCAUAUCAUUGUUUCCUUAUCUCACUCAUUUAGAUGGGUUUCUCUUGUAAGUAAAAAAGUUCUCGCAUUAAUCUCCACGGAUAAAUCAGAUACAGGUUGACUCUUUAGUUUUCUCAAAAGGUUUGUUUUUUGAUUUUCAAUCGGAUCUAUUUUUUUUAAAGAUUUGAAUGACGACGGCCCGAUACAGUGCUUCAAUCCAGCRAAGAACUGGCAACUUGGUUGGUACGAUGAUAAACUUCUGAGCGUGGAGCCCGAAUCUUUGAGAAAUGGGCCAAGUACUUACAUAUUGAACGGAGUCGUCGAUUAUCAGGACGGCAAUGCAAACGGUUAUGUCGUUAUCCGUAUCGGUGACUUUUAUCUCGGAUUUAACAGGAAGGCGAGCUUCAAUCGUGGGACAUUGGCUUCGGGAGAUCAGGUGACGGUCACGAAAAUGACUAUCCCCUACCGGUAUACAACUGGGAAAUCGAAGCUUCUCGUUGCUAUGGAUGCUGGAAGUGAAUAUGCGAUAUUCGAAGAAAACGUGCUUGUGAAAUUCGUCGAAAACGCGAACGUMGAAGACGCUGUCAUCGAGCUAAGCUUGUUUGACCCGAGCCUACCCGAACCGCCACCGUGUGAAACGCAAAUUAUCGUAGAUGUUGUGACGGAUAACUAUCCACAGGAGACAUACUGGGGUAUUACAGAUCCCGGCGGCGCAAUUAUUGCUGGACAAGAUGGCUACACUGAUCCCAAUUCAUCUUCCAGGGUAAGUUUUCUGUUAUUGAUUGAGUACAAUGAUCCUUCAAAUAGAAAAAUAGGUAUAGCACCCUUACAAAAACUGUGUUUGCCGCCUUCGACACUUUCAGACCGUAGUAGAAGGUCUCUGUGACAAUGUACAGUACACAUUUGUUGCAGUUGAUAGAUACAGAGGUGAGUAUAGUGUAUGGCAAGCGUUUGAAAGUCAAUCAUGUUUUUUGAAUAGUAAAACAUUCUCUUAACGGCGUCUUUUGUAACUUGUAGACGGAAUUUGUUGCGAGCAAGGAAACGGAAGUAUUGUUGGAACCUACGAUGGAAAUAUCAUUUUUGAAGCUUCGGAGUUUGAGUUUAGGCUUGYUGAGCCGUUUAUUAUUAAYCGGCGUACCCUGUCACCUUCCAAUUCACCGAGUGYACAACCAAGUGCAGGCCCUUCGUAUAUUGAAAGUGCUUCCCCGACUAUCGCCCCGAGUGCAUCUCCGAGUGCAUCCCCCAGCACAUCUCUAGUGCCCAGUUCAAUGCCAAGCAAAAGUCCUAGUGAAAAACCGUCGACAUCUACAGCACCGAGUGAACUACCCUCUGCGUCUCCGUCAAUGGUACCUAGUGAAACUCACAGCGAAGAGCCUACGGGGUUACCAAGUCUAUUUCCGUCAAGUUUACCCUCAGAAGGGCCUAGUGACUUCCCCAGCACAUCUCCAAGUCAUUUUCCCAGCUCAAGCCCAACCGGUCUUCCUAGCUCAAGUCCAACUGAUUUCCCAACUCAACAUCCAAGCGAAACCCCAACGGUUUUCCCAAGCGAAUUUCCGAGCUCAAUUCCAACUAACGCUCCAAGUGUAUCUCCCAGCAGAAGUCCGACUGAGGUUCCUAGUAACUUUCCCACCAUGAGUCCGACCAAAUCUCCUACCAAAAAUCCGACCAAAUCUCCUACCAAAAAUCCGACGAGCGCCCCCAGUAAUGUCCCCACUCCAAGUCCGACUGACUUUCCAAGUACUUUUCCUAGUAGAAAUCCGACAAAUUCUCCGACGCACGUCCCAACGAACGUUCCAACGAACGUUCCAACGAACGUUCCAACGAACGUUCCAACGAACGUUCCAACGAACGUUCCCACGAACGUUCCCACCCGAAGUCCGACUGAUGCUCCAACCCACUCUCCCACCAAAAGUCCAACUAACGUCCCAACGCUCUUCCCCACCAAGAGUUCAUCUGACGUCCCAACUCUCAUCCCCACCAAGAGUUCAUCUGACGUCCCAACUCUCUUCCCCACCAAGAGUCCAUCUGACGUCCCAACUCUUUUCCCCACCAAGAGUCCAUCUGACAUCCCAACUCUCUUUCCCACUAAGGGUCCAACUAAUGUCCCAAGUUUAAUCCCAGCAUUGAGUAUCAGCGAAGAGCCAUCAAGAAGGCCAACUAAAAGGCCUACUGGGAGGCCAACAAAUCCACCUUCAAAUAUGCCUUCGAUAUCAAACAAGUGUCAGGCAUCACUUGAAAUUCGUCUGAAGACAGACAAGUAUCCGUCGGAGACAUUCUGGGGCGUCAUAGAUUCCAACAAUCAAAUAUUAAUACGAAAAGACGGAUACCUUGAGCCGUUGAAAACAUACACGGUAAGGUACUUGCUCAUGYGAUGCGCUUACGAAACRCAUUUUCUACCAUGCUUCACAUUAGAUCGCGCUUACCAUAUUUUCAACUCUUCGGACAUUUUAGGAAACUAUUUCAGGUUUGUGUCCAGACGUGCCAUACACUUUUUCUAUCGUUGAUAGAUGGGGUGGUGAGUCCUGUCAUUCCACACGCAGAUUGAGAGCUAUCUUGUUUUGUUUUCUUURGUGAUGUUCCAGUUCCUCACGAACACUGUUCUCUUCUCCUCUCCUUUGUUUAGACGGAAUUUGCUGUAAUUAUGG